GAGGGGGCCGGGCUUGCGAUUUUUCUGACUGGGUUUCAUCGCGAGCGAGGCGACUCCUGGGACCAUGGCGUCCAACUCCACCAAGUCUUUCCUGGCAGACGCCGGCUACGGCGAGCAGGAGCUGGAUGCCAACUCUGCCCUGAUGGAGCUUGACAAAGGUCUACGGUCAGGCAGACUGGGUGAGCAGUGUGAGGCUGUGGUGCGCUUCCCCCGGCUCUUCCAGAAGUUCCCCUUUCCCAUCCUCAUCAACUCCGCCUUCCUGAAGCUGGCCGAUGUAUUCCGAGUUGGAAACAACUUCCUGAGGCUUUGUGUCCUCAAGGUCACCCAGCAGAGUGAGAAGCACCUGGAGAAGAUCCUCAACGUGGAUGAGUUUGUGAAGAGGAUCUUCUCUGUCAUCCAUAGCAAUGACCCGGUCGCACGGGCCAUCACACUUCGGAUGCUGGGCAGCCUGGCAUCCAUCAUCCCUGAGAGGAAGAAUGCACACCACAGCAUCCGCCAGAGCCUGGAUUCCCAUGACAAUGUAGAGGUGGAGGCCGCAGUCUUUGCUGCCGCCAACUUCUCAGCCCAGUCCAAGGAUUUUGCUGUGGGGAUCUGUAACAAAAUCAGUGAAAUGAUUCAGGGCUUGGCCACCCCCGUGGAUCUGAAGCUGAAGCUGAUCCCAAUCCUUCAGCACAUGCACCACGAUGCCCUCCUGGCAUCCGGUGCCCGGCAGCUCCUGCAGCAGCUGCUCACAUCCUACCCAUCCACCAAGAUGGUCAUCGUAUCCUUGCACACGUUCACCCUGCUGGCCGCCUCAUCUCUCGUGGACACGCCCAAACAGAUCCAGCUCCUGCUGCAAUAUCUGAAGACCGACCCCCGAAAGGCUGUGAAGAGGCUUGUAAGCCAGGACCUGAAGCUGCUUGCCCGCAAGACCCCACACACAUGGAGCAGGGACGACAUUCAGGCUCUUUGUGAAUGUGCCCUGCAGACGCCCUAUGACAGCCUGAAGCUGGGGAUGCUGUCGGUGCUGGCCACACUGUCAGACACCAUUGCCGUGAAGCACUAUUUCAGCAUAGCUGCAGGGAACGUAGGCUCCUCCCCCCGGGCCUCGGACUUGGUCAGGCUCGCCCAGGAGUGCUGCUACCACAGUAGCCGGGGCGUGGCAGCGCAUGGCGUGCGUGUCCUCACCAACAUCACGGUCUCCUGUCAGGAGAAAGAUCUCUUGGCACUGGAGCAAGAUGCUGUAUUUGGCCUGGAAUCCCUCCUGGUGCUCUGCAGCCAAGAUGACUGCCCUGGUGCUCAGGCCACCCUCAAGAUCGCUCUGAACUGCAUGGUCAAGCUGGCCAAGGGCCGGCCGCACCUCAGCCAGUCGGUGGUGGAUGCACUGCUAACACAGCUGCACACAGCACAGCCCACUGCCCGCAUACUCAUGUGCCACUGCCUGGCGGCCAUCGCCAUGAAACUGCCCGUGCUGGGAGACGGCCUGCUGGGGGACCUCUUGGAGCUCUACCGGACCAUUGGCCACUCAGCCUCCGACAGGCAGCAAGAGUUGCUGGUGAGCCUGGCCACAGUGAUCUUCGUGGCCAGUCAGAAAGCUCUGUCGACUGAGGUCAAAGCGGCCAUCAGACAGCAGCUGGAAAGUGUGUCCAACGGCUGGACUGUCUACCGCAUUGCCCGGCAGGCAUCCCGCAUGGGUCGCCAUGAUAUGGCACGGGAGCUGUAUGGGAGCCUGCUAACCCGGGUGGCCUCAGAGCACUUCUACUUCUGGCUCAACAGCCUGAAGGCCUUCUCACACGCUGAGCACUGUCUGGCGGGGCUGCAGGCGGGGGACUACAGUGCGGCACUCUCAGGCAUCGCCGAGGCCCUGCAGUCCUACCACAAGGGAAUCGCAUCCUUGACGGCUGCCAGCACACCCCUGAACCCUCUAAGUUUCCAGUGCGAGCUGGUGAAGCUCAGGAUUGACCUCCUACAAGCCUUCUCACAGCUCAUCUGCACCUGCAACAGCCUAAAGACCAGCCCCCCACCUGCCAUCGCCACCACCAUUGCCAUGACCUUGGGGAACGACCUGCAGCGCUGUGGCCGCAUCUCCAAUCAGAUGAAGCAGUCCAUGGAUGAAUUCCGGAGCCUUGCUGCACGCUAUGGGGACCUAUACCAGGCUUCAUUUGAUGCUGACUCUGCCACACUCAGGAACCUAGAGCUCCAGCAACAGAGCUGUCUUCUCAUCGCGCACGCCAUCGAGGCCCUGAUCCUGGACCCUGAUGCUGCCAGUUUCCAGGAGCUGGGGCCUGCUGGGGCAGCGCCAGCUGACAGUGAGUAUGAACGGAGGGUGAUGUCCGUGUGCAGCCGUGUCCUGGACGAAGUGGAGACACUCACCCGUAAAUUCACCCCCGUGUCCUACAUGCACACAGCUUGUCUUUGUGAUGGCAUCAUCGCUUUGCUGAAAGUUCCACUGUCAUUUCAGAGAUACUUUUUCCAGAAACUUCAGUCCACUAGCAUCAAGCUGGCUCUGUCACCCUCACCCCGGAACCCCGCGGAGCCCAUUGCCGUGCAGAGCAACCAGCAGCUGGCUCUGAAGGUGGAGGGGGUGGUCCAACAUGGCGCCAGGCCAGGGCUCUUCCGCAGGAUCCAGUCCGUCUGCCUCAAUGUCUCCUCCACGCUGCAGACUAAAGCCGGCCAGGACUAUAAGAUCCCCCUUGACCACUUGACCAACGAGAUGGAGCAACAGGUCGAGCCCCACAAUGACUACUUCAGCACCCAGUUUCUGCUCAACUUCUCCGUGCUGGGCACCCACCUCAUCACCGUGGAGUCUUCAGUGAAGGAUGCUGAUGGUGCCGUGUGGAGGACAGGCCCCAGAACCACCAUCUUUGUCAAGUCUUUGGAGGACCCAUUUUCACAGCAACUCCGCCUGCAGCAGCAACAGCUGCCAGCCCAGCAGCCGCCCCAGCGCACAGCCUACACGCGCUUCUAGGAGGGUCUACGUGGGUUUUAGGACGGUCUAUGCACUCUACUUGAAGGGUCUACAUAGCUCCUAGAAGGAUCUACACAGCUUCUGGAAGGAUCUACAUGAAUUCUAGGAGGGCCUACAUCACUUCUAUCUAGGCCCUUCUGCCCCUACUGGAGUGCCCUAAACCGUGCCUGAGAGUAGGUUUGGUUCUGAGCACUGGAGUGGGAGAAGGGCUUGAGUUCCCAGCCAGAGGCAUGUUCCUGCCACUGAACUGUAUAGUC
This is a messenger RNA of Suncus etruscus (white-toothed pygmy shrew), 3204 nucleotides long. RefSeq names its product integrator complex subunit 7 (gene INTS7). Lineage: Eukaryota; Metazoa; Chordata; Mammalia; Eulipotyphla; Soricidae. The transcript is spliced from 20 exons. The coding region runs from base 65 to 2947 and encodes 960 amino acids. Gene Ontology annotation, cellular component: integrator complex. The record is from RefSeq and is a predicted model, not a curated record. Gene Ontology annotation, biological process: snRNA 3'-end processing.